ACAUGAAUAACAAAUUGGCAGACAUUUCUUGAUUGAAGCAUUGUUUAAAAAUUUUCCACGAGAAAAACAAAAAGGUAAUUAUGAUCUCCGACGAAACAUCGAAUUUAUCAUCAAUCCAACCUGAAGAAUCGGAAAAUUCAGUGGAUAAAAUUGAUGAUGAAGCAAUGAAUUUGAUUUCGAAUAUCGAAGAUGAAAAUGAAAUCAAAAAAGAUCACGAUGACAAUCAAAUUGUUGAUGAGAAUUCUUCGCUCGUUGAUGUACAAGGUAAUGAUUCAACAUCAUGUUCAUCCAAUGUAAAUCCAAAACCAGAAACAAAUGAUUUGAUUAGUAAGAAAGAAUUGGAAUCUAUUCGAAUUAGCUAUGAAGAUAAACUUAAACAACAACAAUUAGAAUCAACACGUAAAGAAAAUAUGUUGAUCAUGAGAUUGACAAUUAAAGAACAAGAACUUCAAGAAUGUCUGGGCCAGAUUGAAUCAUUGAAAAAAUUAGAUCGUCCAUCAAUCAGUCAUAUGGAAUCAUUAUAUUUGGAUCCUGCAUUGAAUUAUAUAUUCGAAAAAAUGAAAAAAGAAGUCGAUAUGUCAAAAUCCAGAGUCGAAGAAAUGCAAAACGAAAUGAAAGCAUGGAAAUUCAAUUCGGACAGUAUAUCUGGCAAACAAUUAAUGGCUAAAUGUAAACAACUUCAUCAAGAAAAUGAAGAAUUAGGUAAAAUGAUUUCAUCUGGUAAGAUAGCCAAACUAGAAAGUGGAUUAGCAAUGGAAAAAAAUUAUGCCGAAUCAUUAAUCAAAAGUCAUGCAGAUAUGGAAGAAGUACUAUAUGAACUUGAAGAAAAUGUUGAAGGACUUCAAAAUACUGUAUAUUAUAUGCAACAAAAUCUUAAACAAAUGAAAGAUCGAAAUGAACAAUUGGAAAAAAUUAUUGAAAAUUGUGGUGGUCAAUGUAAAAAUGAACUCGAUUCGAUAGCCAAUAAUAAUGAUGGGGAUGAAAAAAAUGAUAACCAUCAACAACAACAAAUGGUUACCGAUUGAUUUGAAUUGUGUGUAAAUAAAUUUUUUCUUUUCAAA
This is a messenger RNA of Dermatophagoides pteronyssinus (European house dust mite), 1061 nucleotides long. Its product is annotated as pre-mRNA-splicing regulator WTAP-like. Lineage: Eukaryota; Metazoa; Arthropoda; Arachnida; Sarcoptiformes; Pyroglyphidae. Gene Ontology annotation, cellular component: nucleus. Gene Ontology annotation, biological process: regulation of alternative mRNA splicing, via spliceosome; mRNA modification. The record is from RefSeq and is a predicted model, not a curated record.